Molecule: messenger RNA, 2980 nt
Organism: Archocentrus centrarchus (flier cichlid)
Lineage: Eukaryota; Metazoa; Chordata; Actinopteri; Cichliformes; Cichlidae
Gene: zc3h3
Product: zinc finger CCCH-type containing 3
Exons: 12
Coding region: 42-2750 (902 amino acids)
Cellular component (GO): nucleus
Molecular function (GO): metal ion binding
Source: RefSeq, a predicted model, not a curated record
AAUGCGUCGCCGCUUAAUGACGAAAGGUUGUUGUCGUAAACAUGGAGGAGAGAGAAGCACUGAAGAGGCAAAUUGAACUUCUACAAAAUCUCAUCAAUAAACAUAAAAGUGCCCAUGGCAAUACACCGUUUACAGGAACGGGGCAGAGUCACACUCAGUCUUCAACGUCAGCCAGAGGCAGAGGUCAAAGUGCAUCUGUGACCUACCCUCACAGCUCCAGAGGAAAGCUCUAUUCUCCUCAGAGCUGUGGAAGUUGGAGGAAAACAUACUCUCUGAGAAACAAGAGCCCCCAGUCCUCUGCUGGACAUCCCUCUGCUUCUACCUCCUCCUCUGUCCAUCACUCUCACAGCAUGCCACUGUCCAGCUGCAGCGCGGGAACCAAAACUGCCACUUUAUCAUCAGGGACAUCACAACUGAAGAAAAAGGAACCUAUAAGCAGCAUGAUGGAGAUUAGAGGUGUAGCAACGGAGAGAAAAUAUACAGAUGCUCUUGGAAAACCAGGGUCAGUGGCAGAGUUUAACAGGCACAAAGGUCUGCAGGAACAGAAAGCUGGUGCUUCUUUCAAAGUAUCCUCUUCUGCCAUAACCAGUGCCUCAGCCAUUCAACAGAGCAGUUCCCAAGUAAAGAUCACACCUUCCCUGACCAGCAAAACCAGAACUGACCCUCAACAGAUUGUUGCUAAAACAUCUCCAUCAACCGUCACAGCUGCUAAAACCACCCCAGCUCUCCCUGCUCUUUCUACUGCAUUACAAGAAACUUCCUCUAACUUGUCUUCACAAAGCAGCAAGGCCCAGGGCAGUGCAUCUUAUUCAAAGAAAUCAAAGUUCACUUGGGUAAAAGGUCAGAGUGCUGGAGGAGUGGAGCUCAAACCAGUUAGCUCCAUUUCCUCACUGUCAGCAGUUGCUGCCCCAACAUCUCUCUCAAAAGCUGCAGUUGCCACAGGAAGCCCCUCUUCAUUUGCAGUCACUAAGAGAACCCCUGCUAAAAAGUUACUUCGAAGGCCUAGCCUGGUCACUGUAGCUGCCAAGACCUCAAAGUAUCGGUGGGUCUCCUCUGCUGGAGCCCAGGCUAAGACAUCACGAAAGCCUCCAUCUCCCAAACCCUUGACUCUUGCUCAGAGAGCCCUGGACAGAGGAGAGGCCACAAGGAAAGUUAAACCAGGAUCUUCUCCUUCUGUAAAACUGAAAAAGGGAACUGCAGCCUCCUCUACCGGCUCCUCACAGAGUAGCCGCUAUUGCUGGAAAGCUGGGGGGCAGAAUACAUCUGUGGUAGGGGCAGCAGGAUCAACACCAACCCGUCGUAGAUCUGCUUUCCACUGGACAGCAGAGAAAAGCAACAAAGGGUCGAAAGGAGGGCUUUCUGUGUCCCUAAGUUUACCUCAGCGUACCUCCCUGUCAUCAUCCUCCUCCUCGUCCUCACCUGGAGGGUUCAAGGUUUGCAGCAGGAUGAAAAUUAUUAGAAGAUCUACUAACAGUGGCGGUGGAUCAGAGAAAGGGAGCAGCCCAUCAGCUGUGAAGUACUCUCCACGGGGCCGAUUAUAUACUUUGGCCAGGAAUCCCAUGGGAGUUAGGAGGACACCCUCCAGGGAACUUGUGUCAUUUGGCAGACACAAGUUGAGGCGGCUUUCCCCUGUCUUAUCAAGGACAAAUGCCACCUCUUCCUCCCAUCGUAACCCCGCCUCCCAAAGGGUGUUCAGGACACGCUACAAGAUGGUGACCCAUCCGGGUUCCAGCACCAUGCAGGCCCUCCACUACAACCCAGCCCUCUCCUGGUGUGCCAAGAGGAUCCAGUCUGCCAGGAGUUUCCUUCAGAGCCGUCUUCGAGCUCCCCAUGACAGACACCCAGCAUCCACACAGCAGUGGAGAGGAAGCAGCAUGUGCUGGAUUCGUGGCUCCUUAUACCGUGUGUCGGCCAAUAAGCUGUCUCGCACCGUGGCUGCGAACAUGUCCAUCAAUCGAACAGGAAGGUUCUCAAGCCCCCAGGUCUCCCACAUGAUUCCUGUCAUGGCCAAACCCUCCAGCACUCGUCACUUAGCCAGCCGUGCAGUCCAGCGGAGUCUCGCCAUCAUUCGCCACGCUCGUCAGAAGAAGCAGCAAAAGCAAUACUGCAUGUACUACAACCGCUUCGGCAAAUGUAACCGUGGCACAAGUUGUCCCUUCAUACACGACCCCGACAAAGUGGCCGUCUGCACCAGGUUUCUGAGAGGGACAUGCAAGCAGGCAGAUGGUACCUGUCCAUUCUCCCACAAGGUGGCUAAAGAGAAGAUGCCGGUGUGUUCCUACUUCCUGAAGGGCAUCUGUAAUAACAAUGACUGUCCCUACAGUCACGUCUACGUGUCCCGCAAAGCUGAAGUAUGUCAGGACUUUGUUAAAGGCUACUGUCCUGAAGGAGAGAAGUGUAAGAAGAAACACACUCUGGUGUGUCCAGACUUCUCUAAGUCGGGCUCCUGCCCACGUGGCUCCCGCUGUAAGCUGCAGCACCGGCAACGAGUCAAACGCAGUGCCAGCAACACUUUGAGCACUCCAGUCAAGAAAGCACGCACCAAGGAGCCUCUGAAAAGACCCCAUCUGUCUGUCAUCAUGCCACAGGAUUCUCAGACAUUAUCGGGGGUGCCUCCCACGGGUUCUUUGGAGCUGCCAUCGUUUAUCUCCCUCUCCAGCUCUCCAGAGGAGGCAGACGCACCAGACACACUGCCUACUGAUACAGUGCAAGUCAAAGAGAAGAAACUGCAGAUCAAGCCUCGCCUGUAAGUUGGCUGAAAGCAGUGGGGCUGGACGUGACGAGCUUUAUCAAAUUUAGCGGCGUGAUUUCUGAGCUCAGGUUUGUCCUGACACGUUUCCCUCUGAAUGAUUUUACUCAGGGCCUGAAAGUUUUAUUCUUUUAAUCUAUCGACAUGUUUUACAUAUCAGUUUGGAUGUUUACAAUGCCGGCUUUCUCAUCAGGUUUUGUAAAAAUAAAAAAAUAAAGUAUCAACUUUUAA